Molecule: messenger RNA, 533 nt
Organism: Asparagus officinalis (garden asparagus)
Lineage: Eukaryota; Viridiplantae; Streptophyta; Magnoliopsida; Asparagales; Asparagaceae
Exons: 1
Coding region: 52-324 (90 amino acids)
Source: RefSeq, a predicted model, not a curated record
GAUGAUUCAUAGUUCACCCCAAAAACCCCUCAUCCUAAAUUAUUAACAAUCAUGACGUCUCUUGAUGACUUCUCCUUCAACGGCGAUCUUCUGAUGAAGUUGGCCAUGUUUGUUCUGGUUCAGGCUCUGGUUUAUUUGAUUUUAUCGAAAUCGUCGAAUGUUUUUUCUCCUGAGAGCAAGAUGAGGUCUCGUAGCUUCAAGCCUGCAAGAUCAGUGAGUAUCAGGCGCAUGUUAGCUUUGAUCUCUGAUUUGCCUCCAGGCGGUGAGACUUCUCCUUCGUCGGAUUCUUCGGUUCGGGGCAAUUCAGCUUCUGCAUUCGAGUGAGGAUUGUUUAAUAUGGUUUCGGGUUUUAAAUGAUUUGUAAGUGAUUUGUUGUGUGGCAUGUAUCAUAGACAUUCAUUUGAUUUUUCUUCUUCUUCUUCUUCUUUCAAUGGUUGGUUCAUUGGUUGGUUGUGUAAGUAUUGAUCAUUGUACGGUUUGUUAUUUGUUAAUUUUGUAAUAAUUUCUUUGUAUGUAAGUUUGAGUUCUGAGUA